AUGGCAGCAGAUUAUAUUAAAUCAGUGUCAAACGUACUACCAGAUAUUGGAAUUAUAUGUGGUAGUGGUCUCAGUAAAUUAGUCGAAGAGAUAGAAGAACGUAAGACAAUCCCUUACAUAAAUAUACCAAACUUCCCAAAAACAACCAUUGCUGGACAUGUUGGAAACUUAGUGCUUGGAAAUCUUGGUGGUCGCAAAGUAGUUGCAAUGCAAGGGAGAUUUCAUAUGUAUGAAGGAUAUUCAAACGAAGAAAUUGCACUUCCUAUUCGAGCCAUGAAGCUCUUGGGAGUUAAAGUUCUUAUGAUUACCAACUUAGCUGGUGGGAUUAAUAGAGAGCUUAAAAGUGGAGAUUUUGUAAUAAUAAAGGGUCAUAUAAAUUUUCCUGGACUUGGGUUAAAUAAUGUGUUGGUUGGACCCAAUCAAGAUGAAUUCGGACCUCGAUUUCCCGACCUAUCUAAUGCUUAUGAUCGUCCUUUGCGACAAUUGGCUUUAAAAAUAGCACAGGAAUACGGUUUUCAGGAUUUGGUUCGCGAGGGUGUUUAUGCUUUUAAUGGUGGUCCUACAUAUGAAACUCCCGAUGAGUCCAAUAUGCUACUCAAGUUGGACUGUGAUGUUGUUGGCAUGAGUACUGUACCAGAAGUAAUAAUUGCAUGUCAUUGUGGAAUCAAAGUGCUUGCUGUCUCACUAAUCGCAAAUAAUAGUAUUUUGGACGCAGAAAAUGAUGUUAGUAUAAAUCACGAAAAAGUUCUAGCUGUGGCUGCGAAACGUGCCGAUCUGUUACAAAUGUGGUUCAAAAAAAUUAUCACCAGAGUUUCAUUAGACUAAGGUG
Molecule: messenger RNA, 829 nt
Organism: Schistosoma guineensis
Lineage: Eukaryota; Metazoa; Platyhelminthes; Trematoda; Strigeidida; Schistosomatidae
Source: the annotation of a GenBank genome assembly